This is a messenger RNA of Triplophysa dalaica, 842 nucleotides long. RefSeq names its product natural killer cell receptor 2B4-like. The transcript has 5 exons. The record is from RefSeq and is a predicted model, not a curated record. NCBI's taxonomy places the organism in Eukaryota, Metazoa, Chordata, Actinopteri, Cypriniformes, Nemacheilidae. The coding region runs from base 39 to 842 and encodes 267 amino acids.
CAGGUGUGUUUGGUGAUGAAGUGAAGUCAGUGUCAGUGAUGGAGGGACAUUCUGUUACUCUACACACUGAUACUCAACUACACACACAUGAUGUGAUCGAGUGGAUGUUUGGUGUUCAGAGUCCAGAUGAGAUUAUAGCUGAAAUCAACAGAGAAGCCAAUAUAACAUCAUUUAUUAUUGAGAGAUUAAAGAAUCAUUUACAGUUGAAUCCUCAGACUGGAUCUCUCAUCAUCACAAACAUCAAAACUCAACACACUGGACUUUAUCAACUAGAGAUCACGAGACAAACUUCUGUUCACAAAAGACACUUCAAUCUGACUGUCUAUGCUUCUCUGCCAAUACCUGUCAUUACCAGCAACACAUCUGACUGUUCAAGCUCAAAGUGUUCAGUGUUGUGUUCAGUGAUGAAUGUGUCACAUGAUGUGAGUGUCUCCUGGUACAAAGGAAAGAGUUUAUUGUCCAGCAUCAGUGUGUCUGAUCUCAACAUCAGACUCUCUCUACCUCUGGAGGUGGAAUAUCAGGAUACAAACACAUACAGAUGUGUGGUCAACAAUCCCAUCACAAACCUCACACAACAUCUACACAUCACUCAACUCUGUCACUCGUGUGAAGAUUUCACCUUCAUUCCUAAAGUUUUGAUCUGUUGUGCUGUUGUUGGAUUUCUGAUCAUUGUAAUUGUUCUGAUCUUCUGGAUCUGCAGAAAACACACAAACGCACAAAACCAGGCAGUUCAGACCGGUGAAGAUGAGAUCACUUAUGCAUUCUACAUGCAUACAACAUUCUAUGAAAGACAAACACAUCAACCGGGGCGAGGCGUCUACACCCUGAAUUUUGGAGCGUGA